Molecule: messenger RNA, 975 nt
Organism: Fusarium fujikuroi IMI 58289
Lineage: Eukaryota; Fungi; Ascomycota; Sordariomycetes; Hypocreales; Nectriaceae
Exons: 1
Coding region: 1-975 (324 amino acids)
Source: RefSeq, a predicted model, not a curated record
AUGCCCAAAGUCCUCAUCAUCGGCGCCACUGGCUACCUCGGAAGCAGAAUCUGCAACGUCCUCGUCAAUAGCGGCCAACACAGAGUCUACGGCAUCGCCCGCCAUGAAGCCAAAGCCAAGUCCCUAGCCGUCGCCGAAGUCACUCCAGUCAUCUGCCCCGACCCUAUCAAUCAGCCAGAAUCUUACCUCAAUGCUAUCCGCAACUUCAAUAUCGACAUAGUUGUUGAUGUAUCUGGAGCAAAUCAAGAGUCUGCAAAGUUCCUUGCUGAUGUGAAGGCGAUCGGCCAAGAACGUAUGAACAAGGCAAAGUCUGCAGGGCUCACGCAUGCCCCAAAGCUUGGCUUUAUUUACUGCUCAGGAACUUGGGUCCAUGGAUCGAGUGACAAACUAGUCAAUGAUCUUGAUAUUGUUGGACCAGAGGCCACGACACCACCUGCACCGCUUGUCGCAUGGCGCGUCGCGCAUGAGAACGCUGUUCUCGCUGCUUCUGACGUCCUGGACGUGGCUGUUCUACGUCCUGCGCUCAUCUACGGUGGCGAGAGUACAAUUUGGACCACCUUCAUGCUUCCGCUCCUCCAGGCUACCCGAGAUGGAUCCUUUGACACGAUCCAGAUCCCAUUGAGCGUUGACUCUCAGCCCGGGCUUGUUAACGUUAGUGAUGUCGCCACUGGUUUCCAGAAAGCUAUAGAGAGGCUUUCUCUUAUCAACAGCAGCUCAGUCUAUCCUGUAUUUGACCUUGUGACCAGCCAAGAGAGCAUGUCGGAAAUCUUCGCGGCUCUGGCUUCGCACUGGGAAUUCAAGGGACGCUGUGAGUUGGUUGGCUCUGGGAAUGAUUUGUUCGCGGAAGCGAUGGGGACUAGCUUUCGAGGUUCGUCUGAUCGUGCCAAGCAGUUGUUGGGUUGGGAACCUUUUAGACUCAGUGGCUUUGUAGCCGAUAUGGAUAUUUAUGCUGAUGCAUUUGCAUCUCAGCACUAG